Molecule: messenger RNA, 1832 nt
Organism: Nematolebias whitei (Rio pearlfish)
Lineage: Eukaryota; Metazoa; Chordata; Actinopteri; Cyprinodontiformes; Rivulidae
Gene: ttc9c
Product: tetratricopeptide repeat domain 9C
Exons: 4
Coding region: 240-932 (230 amino acids)
Molecular function (GO): protein binding
Source: RefSeq, a predicted model, not a curated record
ACCUUAACUCUAACAGCACACGAAGAAGAAAGCAAGGAAGUUAGCUUCUGUGCUAAAUAUGGCUAUCAUUUGGGUAUCAUAGCUGUAUUCGUUGAUCCUCUUUUUUUCUCAGCUUCAGGUGAGACUAUACAGUAGAAGUUAUCCAUCACGUGCUAUUGUGUAAGCAGUUAAAAACAACUGGUGAACGCAGAGGCCUCGCUAAACAGUGCUAACACCACAGUUAGCAUGUUCUGCAGCUAAUGAGCGCCACAGCAGAAAUGGAGGUUGUUGGAGCAGAGGAUGGUCUGGAGAGGCAGGAAGCCAUGGAAGCAAAACCGAGUUCUGCGGGACACAGAGGAACUCCUGCAAAGCCGGUUUGGGCUUUGCUAGAAGAAGCGGUUCAAAUUAAAACAGAAGGCAACACUUUCUACAGGGAGAAAAACACUCGCUCGGCCAUCGGUCGUUAUCAUCGCGCUCUGUUGGUGCUGCGAAGCCUCGAUGCUGACAUGAUGACAUCAGUGAAAGGAUUCGCACCAGAGAAACCUCCUCUCACACCUGAACAAGACACCUUACUGAGAAAAACACAAGUGGACUGCUACAACAAUCUAGCUGCCUGUUUGCUGCAGAAACAGGAGGUUGAUUACGCUCGUGUGCUUGAGUACAGUCUGCGAGUGCUGCGGUGGCAACCAGGCAACGUCAAAGCGUUGUACAGAGCUGGAAUAGCUACUCUGGAAAUUGGAGAUCCACACACUGCAAAACAGUACCUUAUCCAGGCCUGCAAAGCACAACCUAAUGACGCCAGCAUAAAGAAGCACUUGCAGAGGGCAGAGGAGAAGCUAAAUCAGGAGCUUCAAAAGGAGAAAGCCAUGUAUCGAGGCAUGUUUACCUCCGGCUCAAAGGACGACACAGAAGAGGCAGUUCACCAACCAAGCACAGCAGGUGAUGGAGUUUAAACUAAUAAAACCUCAACUUCAGGCAGACUGUACAGCGUCAAGGAAGCAUUCACAUCUUGAAUUGCUGACGUUACUGUCACUUUGAGUUUGAAGCGGACAUGGGAAAGUAAAUGUUUGUACAUCAUACAGACUCCUGGAAAGCAGUCAGUAGGACAGUAAAUAUGUUGCUGCUGAAAAUAGAAAGGCGAACACAGACGAGUUAGUUUCCUAGCAACAUGGAAAUGAAGUCCAGUGAUCUGUGCUCGCAAAAGCUGAAGACUCUUCGUGCACUAUUCAAAUGGCUCUAUAACUGAAUAAUUCUGUUCACUAACAUUGCUAUUUGAGUUUUCAAGUAAAUCUUUUUGAAAUUAUUCACAGCAUCCCAUGUUUUUGUUUUUACUAACUCUCUGUGAUUAAUACAAAAUAAAAUGCAGGUAUUUCAGGCACAGACAAAGUUUAUUUAUUUGCUUCCUUUAUUUUUCAUAAGCCACAAAAAAGCCACAAAUUAUUCUCAUACAACUCGGAAGUCUUAAUAAGUCAACAGUUAUUUCAAAAUCCUGAGCAAAAUAUCAAGUUAAAGAGUAUCUGCUUGGUUUUGGUCAUUAUCUGGCCAAUAUGAUUGUACUUCAGAGGCAGUAUUGCCAAAAGUCGAAUAUUACAUUCUCACAAUUAGAUAUAUUAACUGGACAAGUCACAGAGCAGCAUGCGGGGGAGGGGGAGGUGUGUUCACAUUCGUACUGUUAGACAAAUAGAGAAUUAAGCCUUUUAUAGCCAAAAAUGAGUUAAUAUUCAGUAGGAUAAGAUGAAGCUUUCUGUCAUAAAAGUGAUGUUAAGCUGACAGAUCCUUGGAGAUGGCGUUCACUCUCAAAAAAAAUCAAGAAAAAAUAUCUUCUAAAGAAACUGUUAAAAUAUUCUCUUUCC